This is a messenger RNA of Spodoptera frugiperda (fall armyworm), 6817 nucleotides long. RefSeq names its product signal-induced proliferation-associated 1-like protein 1. Bases 350 to 3661 code for a protein of 1103 amino acids. The transcript has 15 exons. Gene Ontology annotation, molecular function: protein binding; GTPase activator activity. NCBI's taxonomy places the organism in Eukaryota, Metazoa, Arthropoda, Insecta, Lepidoptera, Noctuidae. Gene Ontology annotation, cellular component: cytoplasm. Gene Ontology annotation, biological process: regulation of small GTPase mediated signal transduction; activation of GTPase activity. The record is from RefSeq and is a predicted model, not a curated record.
AGAUUCGUCAAGUUUUGCAAAAUUAUUAAUCACUUCAACUACAAUAACGUUUUAAUUUUAUUUAUUCGUUUAUGUAGUAAUAAAGAAAUCAAUUACGAAUUAACUUACUACGAGUAACUAAUAGAUUAGUGUAUAAAUGGUGGUCAAAUACAUGUAGUAAUUUUCAUAUGAUGUGUAAAAUAAUUUGUUUUAAUGAGUGUUAAUUUACUUUUGAGUUGCUUCUUUUGUUAUUUAUAACAAUUCUAUACGAAUGCGUAAAUAAAUAAAGUAUAAAAGCUGUAGCUCAACUGUAGCUAACAACUAAUUUUGGCUAUUAGAAAUGUACUAGGCUGCUUUGAAAAAUAAUGCAAUGUACGCUCCAGAUAAUAGAAGAAAGGAUGCCAGAGAUGUUAUUUAUCGCAGCAAUUCUAGUCUCGACUUGAUAUAUGCUGAACAUCCCUCCGGGAAUGGUUUGAGACGGGAGUACGGAAGUCAUGGUUCAAUUGACGUAAUUGGAGGUGCAAACGAUCGGUUACCCGCAAUGGUACACAGCUACAGCGGUGUGUCAGCCCCAGACAAGACACCCGGUCUCAACCGCACCGUAGAUAGGAUUGCUGACGGCCUUACAACAGACCAUGCAGAUGGACCUGCAUCAAGAUCAAGUGCCAGCCCAAAACCAAGGCUCAAAUUGAAUAAACUAUGGGGUGGCGCAGCACCUGUGUUGAACCGUCCGUCUCUGGACGAUGGUGGACUUUCAACUGUAGCUGAUGUUAACAAGAGGAAGCAGUUUGCUCACUAUGAUUGCCAAUCACUUAUGGCCAACUUAACCUAUGCGGCUGAGAUCCGUGGAGCUUUGUUGAGCAGGCGCCGAAAUACAACAACUGGAGCAUCUGCUGCAUCUUUACUUGCAACCCGCGGACUGCCUCCUGGAGAAGAUGCAGUGCCAGAUACAGGAGAUGGAAGAUCAAAUGAGUUGCUAGAAAGCUGUCCAUUCUUCCGAAAUGAGUUGGGAGGUGAAGAAGAGCGAUGUGUAUCCCUAUGUUGGAAGACUGCUCGCGGCGCUAUACUAGGCCAGUCAGGAGGCUGGCACCGUCCUCGCGCCGCUUACGGGAUUUCCAUGCUGGAGUUCCCUCCCGGACAAACACAUUGGCGUCAUGGCUGCCCAUUUGCCAGGUCCCUUUCACCUUUUCCUAUAGAAAGCCAGGACUUAGGAGCUUUAUACUACAGGAAUUAUUUCUACAAUCAACCUCAUCAAAAUUGGUUUGGUAUGGACGAAAAUCUCGGACCAGUGGCGAUAUCCAUAAAGAAGGAGAGAGUGGAACUGCGCCGUGGAGGCGGCGAUGUGUCAGCUCCCGCGUCCCAGUUGGCGUGGCAGUACCGCCUUAUAUUGCGCACUUCUGAGUUACUCACUCUACGCGGAUCCGUGCUCGAAGAUGCUUUGCCUACGACCAAACCUAGUAACAACAGUGCUACAUACAACACUAAAGAUGUUCUGGAAUAUGUUGCUCCAGAGCUGCAAGUUAGCUGCUUGAGGCUUGGCAUCAACAAUGGUGGAGCUGAAGAACAACUGUUACGACUAGAUGAACAAUGUGUCACAAGACAUUACAAAGUGGGAGUAAUGUACUGCAAGAGCGGCCAGUCAACUGAGGAAGAAAUGUACAACAACCAAGAAGCUGGCCCAGCUUUUGUAGAGUUUCUCAAGAUGUUGGGCCAAACAGUUAGAUUAAAAGACUUUGAUAAGUAUAAGGCUGGUUUGGACAAUAGGACUGACUCAACUGGACUGUACUCCGUAUUUACCACGUAUCAGGGUUGCGACAUAAUGUUCCACGUGUCCACCAUGCUGCCGUAUACCCCGAACAACCGACAACAGUUGUUGCGGAAACGACACAUCGGCAACGACAUUGUAACCAUUGUCUUCCAAGAGCCUGGUGCGGCGCCGUUCACUCCGCGCAACAUCCGGUCACAGUUCCAACAUGUUUUUGUUGUAGUUAGGGCUAUAGAUCCAUGUACAGAGAAUACGCAUUAUAGUAUAGCUGUGAGUCGAGCUAAAGAAGUGCCUUUGUUUGGACCUCCGAUAAAAGAUGGUGCGAUAUACCCGAAGGGCGAAGCGUUCACUGACCUAUUGUUAAGUAAAGUUAUAAAUGGCGAAAAUGCUGCCAUUCAAUCACCAAAGUUUAGUACAAUGGCAACGCGCACACGUCAAGAGUACCUGAAAGAUUUAGCGAAGAAUUAUGUGACUGCAAGCACUGUCGAAACGGGACAAAAGUUCUCAAUAUUCUCUUCGUUACUAAUGAAAAGUGGCAGUAACUCUACAAACAACACUUUGAUCACACGAGUCGACAACUGUACGAACGAUGUCUUAGUGGGUGGCGCUCUCUGUUUUCACGUGCAAGUACAAGAUGAAGGCGCAGGCGGUUCCCUGCUGGACUGUAUCAUGGGUGUGUCGGCCGAUACCGUGGUGUUCGUCGAGGACAGUACGAGGCAAAUCGUACUCGUUCUACCUACCAGCUCAUUACUUGGCUGGGUGGUGAGCGGGGGCUGGACGCGCGUGUACUACCACCGCGGCGAGAGCGUGCGGCUGCGGGGCGGCGGCGACGGCCUGCUGCGGCGCCUGGCCGCCGUCGCGCCCACGCACGCGCAUACACUCGCCGAGAUCACGCUCGAACGGGGCGCUCAGCCACAGCUCGGUUUCCAUGUACAGCCAGAUGGUCUAGUAACCCUAGUGGAGAGCUCGGGUUGCGCCGCCCGGGCCGGUAUCAAGCGUGGCGCGCGGCUGCUAGAAGUAUGUCGUGCCGCCGUAGUAGCGCUGCAUCACGACCAACUCGUAGACCUGCUUAAAACCUCCGAUCCAGUUACCGUGACGGUGACAUUCGCGUCGAGUACGAAGUGUCAGUGUGAGACGGGGCUGGAGGAGUGCGGGCUGGCCCCGGGCCGCGGGGACGCGCAGCAACCCGGCCGCCCGCGCCGCGCCUACGAACGGGGACACUCGCCGCCGCGCUCCGAUAGCUCGGGAUAUGGAACUGGUGGAUCAUGUCGCAGCGGUCGUCGUUCCCCGCAGACGUCCCCUCUGCCCGAGGCAGUGCGGCGCCGCUCCCACGACGACGCGGCCUCCCCGCGACAUAACCGACAUAAACGGGCCUCCGCCAACACUUCCUCGCUCACUGAGGAUCUGAUCCGCAUGAUGGAUGCCGAGCUGGGUGAGGGUGGUCGGGGCUCUGCUGUAAGUAAUAGUGGGGGUCCCGGGCCAGCUGGGGCGGCGCCCCUACCUCUGCCGGAUGCGGGGGCACUGGACUGGGCCGCGCUCGUACAUACUGCUACCAGGGCCAUGCUUCAGAUCUGUGAAGAACAUCAGUACCCGUCCAUGGACAACACAGAUCCGUCAUUAGAGACGCUACCCAACGAACCUACCACCGACUCUUGGAAUGAUGUCAAUGCUACGACGGAAGCAGUCCCCGCUCCAGCGGGCGGCGGCGCGACGGAGGCGUGUGCGUGUGGGCUGGCGGCCCGCGUCGCCGCGCUCGAGACCGACGCCGCCGCCGCGCAGCGACACCGACACCAACUCGAGGAGGAGGUGCGUCGGUUACGGAGGCACAACGCGCGGCUGCGUGAGGAGUCCGCGAGGGCAGUGUGGCAGCUGAGACAUUUCACACAGUGGCUCAAGAGGACCGUCGACCGACAGUGAGACUACAAAACAUACCCACACGUCCAAAAUACUCGGUAUAAGUAUGGUCACAAAUUGCCAUCGAAGCCUAAGGACUUUCGAAUUGAAAAUAAAAACGAUUUUUGUAAUUGGAGGGUUGUGAAUAAGCGUUAAAAGUCGAUCGUUUUAAAACCUAAAUUAAAAAAGCCUUGUAACAUCAAACAAUAUUUCAUAUGAUUAGUAUUAAAUACUAACAAACACGUUUCGUGUUGAAAUGAAACGAAUAAUACAUUUUUCUUAACGCAUGCGUCUAUUUAUCAGACUGACAGAAUCUGAUGUUAUUUUGAUAUCGUUUUAUAGAAAUCUCUGUAUAGUGAUACUCUGGUGUAGUUGACCCAAAUUCAAAUAAAAAGGUAAUCAAUUUAUUUAUUUGAAAUUGCUUUAAUAAUUUAAGCAGAUAAUUGUAAUUAAUUAUUGCUAUAGCAAUCAGAGACAGAUAACGUCUCGGAAAUAUACAAUUGAAAGAUAAAUUAUAUUACCUACAAUCAUGUAUUAAAUUUAUCACGCUUUGGAACGGCGGCUACACAAAUAAAUGCGAAAGUAUCUUUGAAAUGAUGGUAGCUGUAGUAUGUAGUCUUAAAAUUGAUAUAGAUAAUAAAACAAAGUUCAAUUACAAUAAUUCUUAUGAAAAUAUAUGCCUAUAACUGAAUAGAUGAUAACAAUGUUAAACAUGCGCUGUCUUAUGAAUUUCGUGCCUUUUCCGUGCUUCUUGUGAAGCGUUUGUUUUGGCGUAAUUUUUACGUAAUAUGUUGGUACUAGUACUCGUAGACUAAUUUGUUAUUACCUUAUAUAUGGUAUUAAUGGUUGACGUUAUUGUCUCAAUUAAAUUGACGUAUUUACAUAUAAUUGUUAAAAGUCUCGUUUUACAAUAACUAUCUGCAUUAAACAGACAGUUUAUAUAACAAAACGUUUUAUGGGUAAUAUAUAUUAUUUAUUGCUAUAUGUUUAUCGUAUACACUAUUGAUACUACGUAGGCUUUAAUUUAUUUAUCGAUUACAGUUAUCUAGAUUAAUAUGUCGAGAUUAUGGUUAAUUGUAAGGAGAACCGAAGUUGUAAGAGAACACCAAUUAGUUUAAGAAUUUUAGUAUAAAUCAGUCAAGUAAAUAGUGGGCUUUACGAUUAAAUAUUAACAACAUAGACCUGUACCCAAGUAACACAAACAUCACAUUGUUCCCAAGCGAUGUGUUUACAGCCCACCAUCAAUUUGAUAUGAUUAGUCUUGUGACGUAAGUUAUAUACUAGUUUAGCUGUAUUCUAAUUAUAAACAGACUUGAAACCUGCCAAAUAUUAAUACAAUAAGAGAAAAAAUGCGUUAGCACAAAUAGUACUCGUUUAAAAUAUUAUUAAACUGAUACAUGGAAUGUUUACGCAAGUUGAACAUAUUUCAUAGUGAAUGCAACUUAUGAAAUUGUAAGAACUAUGUUCGUUAUAAGUUAUUCGACGUCCCAAACAAGUUUAUACUCAAAUCAAAUCGCGUACGAGUGAAUCGGAUCACGUGAGAUACAUCAAUAGUUUUGUCUUCGUUGUACUUUGUUUGUGUAAAUAUGAGUCUCAUCAACUAGAUGUAAUCACCAAUAAAGCUUUAUUAGUUUAGGUUAUUGUAGGCCUUAAUUUUAUUUGUAACGGGAGAGACUUAAUAACGUAUUGUGAGCCUUUAUUCUCAUUGUUAUCUCAGUAAAUACAUACAUACCAUAACUCAAUUGAAUCUUUUAACAAAACCGCAUUGUAGAAGGAGUCGUUAGUUGCCUUCGUCUUAAAAAAAAGGUUAUUCUAAGUGAGAUUCUCAAGUACCUAAAGCAAAAUUAGACUUAUAUAGAAUUAAAAAGCUAUGAAAAUAUGAGAAACUCAUACGUUACAUAUACAUUCAAUGCCAGAAGAAACUACGAAGAUACAUUAACGAAAUAUUGGUGCACUUAUUUCAGUCUUCCGUAUGUAUUACCAUGUUAAUGUGUGAUAUAGCUACUAUAUAAAUAUAUAUUAGUAUAUUGUUCAACAACAUGUUUUUGCGCAAACAGUUCAUUGUUAUAAAUAAUAUUCAUUUUAUAUAUGGAACAAUAUAGUAAAACUAAGUAUUUAAUCUAUAUUAUUUAGAUCUUCGACUCCCGACGAAGUUGUCUCUCUAUGAACACAACUGAACUUUACAAGAAUUGUAAUAUUUGUUUUUUAUAUUGUUACUCAAAUAUUGGCUUGUAAAAAUUACCAACGCGAGUGUGGAUCAUAGAUUUUUUAUUGCAGGAAUUAAACAUGAGAAGUUAUUUUCUCUAUGUAAAUGCAUGGGGUAUUAGAAUAAAUAAAUCGUUAUGAAACAGAUGAAAAAUAAUCAAUACUAAUUUAUACAAGCUAAUAUUUUAAUUUUGCAAGUUUAUAAGUUAAUUUCGUAUUUCUUUACCAUUUUUGACUAACUACCAAAAUGUUUUUGUUAUGAAAUUGUAUUUGUCAAUUACCUACUCAUUAUACCUAUUCGUAUGCUCUACUCUGUGGUCGGAAGUAGUUACAUAUUUGAGUUUUGAUACUACUUUUAUUUUUUGUACGUACAUAGCCGUAACGUAUUCUAAUAUAAAUUAUUUUGUAUACCUAGGAGCAGCCGAUGAAAGUUUUAUAUUCUGUAAUUAGUAAAUGGUAACAGUUCAAGCAAAACCACUGUUGUAUACUUUGAUCGUAGAGAAAUCAAAUGACCGAAAGACUCCCCAUUGCUUGAGAUACGUACCAUUUUCUAGUUCGUUAUACAUAUACACAAGUUCAUUUGUGAACCGUGUUAGAAACAUGAAUUUGUAUAAGUUUUCCCACCACUCAUGUUUAGGAUGUAGCUAAGUUAUUUGUUAUUUUUUCUACAUUGGAAGGCUUGCUCAUAUUUUGUCAAAUUGAAAUUACAUAAACUUCUCACGUUAAUAGUUAUUUACCUUCAUCGUUCAUAAGUAAUCGUUUCUUUUUCACAAAAUCUGAGCAAGUCUUAUAUUGCAAUGCCUAAUGUUUACUGCGGAUAAGUAAGUAACCAAAGCGAUUACAUUUAACCUCCAUAUUUUUGAAAUUUGGAUUGUUUGCUCGUAAAGCUUAAAGGUUCAAUUAUUUAGAUACAUAAUUUCCCUUAGAUAAUUUGUACGUAUUCUAAAGGACAUUCCAAUAAAACUUAUAUACCAA